AAAAUGUUUUUACAUGGUCCCCUGCCCAUGUAGUCUAGUGGAGUCUCCCACCCAACAGCUGGAAAGUGCUCAGGGGACCACCUUCCUGAAUGGAUUCAGAAAGCAGGAGCUCUAGCUCAUCGAGAAGUGGGUGGGCCAAGCUUUCCUUGGAAGCAAAGGUAUGAUAAUUGCCUUUCUCUUUCCCUGCCUUUGGGGACUCCAUUACCCACCUAGGCCAGGAGGAUAGCAUCUCCUUCUUCCUUUCCAGGGGCACACGUCCAGACCAUCACCAGCCACUUCUGCCCCAAGAUCUCCCACCUCAGUGGCCGCUGGACCUCGUGGAGUGGGUGCUAAGGCAGCCGCGUCUAACCCAUCCAGGCUACUCAGCUGGCAUGAUCAAAUGACUUCUGGGGAACUGGCCACUUUGGCUGCUCCUUCUAAGUUGGGGAGUCGGAAUCGGAGCAGCCCCUCACGUUCACAGACAGCAGAUGUGAAAUCCCCAAAGACUAGUAGGCCACAGACUCCUUUAAGCCCCUCCCCAGAGCAGAGGCGCCCCCCUUCUAAGAGUUCACCCCCGAAGGGAAAGGAGCCUUCUCUACAACUCCGCACAGACGUGAAAUCCCCAAAGACUAGUAGGCCACAGACUCCUUUAAACCCCUAUCCAGAGCAGGGGCGCUCCCCUUCUAAGAGUUCACCCCCGAAGGGAAAGGAGCCUUCUCUACAACUCCGCACAGACGUGAAAUCCCCAACGCCAAGCAGGCCACAGACUCCUUUAAACCCCUAUCCAGAGCAGGGGCGCUCCCCUUCUCCGAGUCCAUCCCUGAAGGAAAAGGAGCCUUCUCCACAACUCCGCAUAGAUGUGAAAUCCCCAACGCCAAGCAGGCCACAGACUCCUUUAAGCCCCUCCCCAGAGCAGGAGCAUCCCCCUUCUCAGAGUCCAUCCCCGAAGGAAAAGGAGCCUUCUCUACAACUCCGCAGGACAAAGGCAUCGCUGGCAGUGGGCCCUUCUGAUCAAGGCUGGGAUAAUGCGGGUGUGAGGCCCUCCAAAGUGGGUGGCCAAACAUCAAGACCUCAGAGCAAAGCACUGGAAACAGAAAAACAAAGUAAAGAUCUAGCUAAACAGAUCCAGUCCAGAAGCGCCUCAGGGAAACCACCCAGGAGCAAUAAGUCCAUAAACAAAUUGGGAAAGGCUCUGAGUUCAGGUAAGACGAAAUGCCAAUUAAAUGAUCUACAGCAAUGCUUAGCUCCCAUAUCCCCCACCAUCAUGCUCCUGCCUGGUGCUAGUGUCACUGAGAGCCAGGCACCCACUAACGGCUCCAUUUGCUUUACAGCGAGACAAAGAAGCAGCCCUACUUUCAUAACCAUCUAUAGUGUCUUGUCCUCAUCGCUGGAGAGACUGAAAGGCAAGGGUGAUUACAAGGUACCGGACCCUAAUGUAAGAUGCUAAACCUAACCCACACCAUACAUUUGAAGUACUCUAAUGCAACUUUAAAGAUUUUGGCUUCCACCAAAGAUUCCUGGGAACUGUAGUAUGCUUAGGAUGCAGAACUCACAGACCCACAAUUCCCAGCACCCUGAACAAACUACAGUUGCCAGGGUUAUCCAUGAGACCAUGAUAUAAGAGCGGUAUUAAAUGGUUGUACUGGUGAGACGGCAAAAUGUGCACUUGAGGUGAUGAUCUGUGAUAGCCCCUUUCCAUGUGCCACCCUUCACUUGAGGUUGCAGUCAUAUAUGAACCAGCCCAUAGUGUAAAAGUUCUCCCAUGCUUUCUUCUUUCUUCCAGGGGCUUCUUUCUGCAUUUCUAAAUCACUGAAGCUCCAAUGGAAAUCUGUCCAUAAGUGUUCAUUUUACGGCCCCUCCCCAAAACACACUCCAUUUUAACAAUAAUUACAAUAAUGAUUUUAAAUAUAAUCGGGGUCAUAAAAUGACACAAAUCACAAGGGUUGUGGGGAAGGUGUGCUGCCCUAUCCAUUGCAGCUACAUCAUGACCACCAAGCCAUGAUGAUGAUAAUGAUGAAGACGACCAGGGUGGACAGAACAUUAGCCCCGAGCAAAAAUGCUGGACUUCUGAUAGCGUGGAAAGUCAACCGCAGUUCCAGUUAUAGCUUACAACAGAAGAGCAAAGGCUGUAUUUUCCUAGGAGAACCUGCUUAGAAACAGUCCUAGUAGACAGCUAAAAGGGAGAGGGUUUCUCUGCCUGGUCAUGCUUGCCUGGCACCAUCAUUACUAUCCUUUAGGUCCCUUCUAGUUUCCCAAGCUUUUAAUGGUAUCUGAGAUCCUGGAUGUAGGGGAAGCAAUGACAAAGAGGACAACUGCUCUUUGAUAGUUAUGUUUUAUGUAGUUUGCAUUUGUUAGGUAAGCUGCCUUGAGGGCUUUAAAAUGCAAACCAGGAUAGGACCACCUUAAAUAGAUGGUGUGUUGUAACACAUUGUGCUCCCCUGCUCUUGCUUUCAGAAGUUGUAACAGAACCACUUUGAAAGGACCUUGUCUUGAUGGAGUCCACGGCACAUUUGGUUCCUGUCACAGCCCGUGUUGAAGUGAUGAGUGAACCAGGAUGCUACUCAAUAAAGGUUACUUAUAUAUAUAAAAGGAAAUUGGAACAACUCGUUGCUAUAGAUAUGCCAAGUAUCAGACUAUUUUUUAAUAAACAUAGAAGAAGGAAGAGGAGGUCUUGUUUUCUUUCCUUUUCUGGUUAGAGCCAAACCCAACCAGAACUCACAGA
Podarcis muralis (Common wall lizard) is the source of this 2701-nucleotide messenger RNA. Lineage: Eukaryota; Metazoa; Chordata; Lepidosauria; Squamata; Lacertidae. The record is from RefSeq and is a predicted model, not a curated record.